Tremella mesenterica DSM 1558 is the source of this 1191-nucleotide messenger RNA. RefSeq lists its product as uncharacterized. The record is from RefSeq and is a predicted model, not a curated record. The coding region runs from base 1 to 1191 and encodes 396 amino acids. Gene Ontology annotation, molecular function: protein-lysine N-methyltransferase activity. NCBI's taxonomy places the organism in Eukaryota, Fungi, Basidiomycota, Tremellomycetes, Tremellales, Tremellaceae. Gene Ontology annotation, biological process: peptidyl-lysine dimethylation. The transcript has a single exon.
AUGACAAUUGAACAAGAAGUUCAAGAUCCGGUGGAUAUCUUCGAUACCUCCAUCUCCACUCUAUUCGACAUCCCUCCUAUCGCUUUCUCUCCAAGUUCAUCCGACAAACUCAUCCCUUAUUCCCCAUCUCCCAUUCCACAACGCCCAUCCUCCCAUAGUCCAUAUACCACCUCUUUCCAUCCAAUUCCCUCCCAAUCACCCAUAACUAUUUCAACCCCUCCUCAAGCUCCACCAUCAGAAGCAAAGUCAAUAACAUUCCCUAUCCAACUACAACUCCCUCAACCACCCGCGGAACUCUUCACUACCCUUCAAGCACAAAAUUUAUGGCUCUCCUCCAUCUACCUAGCUGAUCUCUUAUGUUCUCCCACAUCCCCUUUAUCUUCUUUCUCCUUCUCUGACUUACCUCCAUACGACUCUCCUUCACGCUCGUCUCACCACACCUCAAUAAAACCGGAGCUUAGGGUAGCAGAACUGGGCGCAGGGAGUGGUUUACCAGGGAUCAUCGCUUGUCUUCAAGGUCAUCGUGUUGUAUCUACCGAUUGGGGUGUGAGUGAAGUACUCGAUGUGAUCCGAGGGAAUUUUCAAAGAGCUUGUGGGGAUUCUCAUGGAAGAUGGGAAGUGGUGGGACAUCAAUGGGGUGAUAAUCCUAAUCCCGUCUUGAAAGCUUUACCUUCCCCCUCACCAUCGGAAACUGUCAUAAACUAUACCUCGAUCGACUGUUCAACAAAUAUACCAUCGUUGUCGAAUAGACACCCACCGAGAAAUUCUCUGAUGAACAAGAACCAUGCCACAGAUCUCCUAAACCCACAAGAGGUCAACAAUAAAGAGGAGGAACGACUUGAUCAGGAUGUCCCAAGGAUGGGACCGGACAAGAUUGGGGGGUCAGAAGAAAAGUUUGACGUCCUUCUACUCGCUGACCUUAUUUGGAUCUCCGAUUCUCAUCAUUUUCUCCUUGAUAGCAUAUUUUCUCUUCUCAGACCUGGAGGAGAAGCAUAUAUCACAGCGGGUUUACAUACAGGUCGAGGACCCGUGGAGAGGUUUUGUCAAUCUGCGGCGCAAAGAGGUGGGGUUAUUGUUAAGUUUCCUGAUGUUCGAUGGAGCCCACAGGGAUGGAAAGGAUAUUCCAAAGAAGAAGGAGGGUUGGAAGAGGAAAGAGGUGUGGUGGUUAGUAUGAUAUUAAAGAUACCAUGA